AUGUCCUCUCAAAUGUUAUUUCCCACAAACUGUACGAAGAGUAAUGGACGGUUUACAUAUGCUAACUGUUCAUCAUACAAUAAAGACUGCUUUCUUUCUAAUUGCAGUAACACAUUCUGGACCACUGCCGAUCACAUUCUUGCCGUUUCAAACUUCACCGAAACGGUGGUUGGGGUAGACAAAGAACUCGAAGAAUUUCGAGAACAGAGUCGUUUCUGGAUUCAGCGAGUUCUGGUUCCUGUCAUCCUUAUUGUUGGUCUAAUUGGAAAUACCAUAACGAUAGUGAUAUUGACCAGACGACGCAUGCGCUCCUCUACCAAUAAUUACUUAGCAGCUCUAGCUAUCUUUGAUAUGUUAUAUCUAAUAUGCGUUUUUGGUCUGUCUCUUUCUCAUUAUCCAGGGAUACAGAAUCCACAUUACGUUGUAUAUUGGCACAUUCGGCCCUUCGCUAUCAUGUUAACAGAUGCCUGUAGUAACACAUCAGUUUGGUUAACAGUGACGUUUACGAUAGAAAGGUACAUUGCAGUUUGUCACCCAAUCAAAGGUAAAGUAUACUGCACAGAGUCCAGAGCAAAGAAAGUCAUCGUUUUUGUGUCCCUGAUCUGUUUUUUCUUAACCUUGCCAACUCCGUUUGAGUGGACCGUUAUUGAAAUCACAGAUGUAGAGACUAAUGAAACGAUGAUGACCAUGGAUUUUUCGGACUUUGGGAAUAACCAUCUCUAUAAGACCGUAUACUAUACCAUGACGGCAAUUUUAUUUAUAUUUAUCCCACUUUUUCUGUUAGCUAUAUUUAAUUCUUUCCUCAUCAGGUCGGUUCACCUUUCUAAAAUACAGCGGGACACCAUGACGCAUCACAGAGAGUCGCGAGACUCUCUCCAGCAAGAAAAUAAAAUUACAAUCAUGUUGAUUGCCGUAGUUGUGUUAUUCUUUGUCUGUCAGCUGCCAACUGCAGCAAUAUUGGUCUAUACAUCCUUACAUACAGUUCCUCCUAACACCAACAAAGAGGCUCUUCUUCUAGGAUUAGGUAACAUUUUCAACUUUUUGGUGUGUAUCAAUGCAGCUGGAAACUUCGUCUUGUACUGCUUACUCAGUCAGAAAUAUCGACGAACCUUUCUUCAGACCUUCUGUCCGUGCAUCAAAAGCAAGCUGGUCCGUUUACAGUCCGUGUACCAGAGGUCCGCGUACAGUAAUGUGAACGACAGCUUGCGGUCAUCUAGAACCAACGUGGUUCGCCGAUCGACACUCAACAGAGUUAAUAAACCAUCGUGUUCUGGAGCUUUCCGAGAAGCUGAAACUAACAAGCGUGAAUGUAUGGACCUUGCUGGUAGUCACAGUUCUAUUAUUCUUCCUCUGAAACACGUGUCCAGUCACCAAUGUGAAGAGGAAAGAUCCAAAUUGAGAAGACAGACAAAAUUCCCCUCAAUUUUUAGCAGUCAAUGGAAGCAGAUGUUGGGUAAAAAGAAAGAGAGUAGGCAGGAAAAAAACGUGACGUAUCAGGAAGAAAACGAAACCGUUAUCAUAACUAACCCUAAAUGUAUGCUUACAAUAAACGUUCAUUCGACAAUAUAA
Molecule: messenger RNA, 1569 nt
Organism: Limulus polyphemus (Atlantic horseshoe crab)
Lineage: Eukaryota; Metazoa; Arthropoda; Merostomata; Xiphosura; Limulidae
Product: sex peptide receptor-like
Exons: 1
Coding region: 1-1569 (522 amino acids)
Biological process (GO): G protein-coupled receptor signaling pathway
Cellular component (GO): membrane
Molecular function (GO): G protein-coupled receptor activity
Source: RefSeq, a predicted model, not a curated record